CCCGAGUCCAGAGGUAUAAUCCAUGAUGUCGCAACAAUGCUAGAUAGAUGUGGGGAGGAGGAUCCAUAAAUCACUAGUUGGAUAGACAUUCUGAAAAAAUUUUGUUGAGAUGAACUCAUUUGCUCAGGGUCGAUGAGAAUAUGUACAGUAUUUCACUUGACCGUCUCCUACGAAGUAGCUCCGACAUGCCUGUGAAGCCACAGCAGCAUCCGAUCAGUGAUGGGCUUAACUUGUCACUAAACCAAAGUUACCAUACUUGGAGCUCGACAGGGUCCGGUUCCAUCACAGCUCUAGUUCUCGGCCUGUCACUUCCUUGCCACUCCAGUACUACUAAGAGCGACAUCCAUCCCGUACCGCAGGGAUUUGAUUUCUGUCACACAGCAUCAUCAUCAUCAUCAUCAUCAUCAUCAUCAUCACUGAGUUCUCACUUUUCGGAGGUGAUCCACUACGUGAAUAGCGGCGCCUAAUCCAGACUUGGGAACCUAUGGGAACUUGGGGAUAGGGGAUUUAGUGCGCGGUAUGGCGGCACAUCAAGAAUAGGGCUACCUGCAUCUAGCAUGUGGGAGUUGCUUGGUGAACCCCGGAUAGUAUACUUUAACCACGUCUCGGUUCGCAUGCUGCAUGGAUA
Molecule: messenger RNA, 628 nt
Organism: Aspergillus homomorphus CBS 101889
Lineage: Eukaryota; Fungi; Ascomycota; Eurotiomycetes; Eurotiales; Aspergillaceae
Exons: 3
Coding region: 141-467 (108 amino acids)
Source: RefSeq, a predicted model, not a curated record